UAUUCGUGCUUCCGAACAGUGUCGAAAAAGCCAAAUUCUUGACACACACCGAUCGAUGCAACAUGCAGUUGCUCAGGGCCGCCGAAGUUGGUCAGACUCAGUCCGCACAGGAGCUCGCAUGGGCAGACGUCAAGCGCGGCAUGCUGGACUGGAAGACAUAGGCCUUUGGAUUAAACCAGGUCGCCGACAACCUCAUGUUUUACAGCUUCAGCGUCUUCCUCCCGACCAUCAUCCGCGAGUUGGGACCUUGGAACACUGCCGAAGUGCAACUGCUCACCGUACCAGUACACAUACUUGGGGCUGCCGUAUAUGUAGUCGCGUCACGUAUCAGUGACAUGACUCAAAUCCGGGGACCAUUUGCCGGCGCUGGUCAAUUCAUAUCCACGAUCGGCUACUGCAUGCUGGUAGCUGAUGCGGGAUCUGACCUCAGCUUCGCAGGCUGCUUCUUCGUUGGAAUGGGCGCAUGGUCGGCGAAUGGCACUCCGCUUGCCUGGCUUGCCACCGACUCACCUCGUUAUGGCAAACGAGCUUUUGUGAGCGGGUUGCAGCUGAGCAUGGGCAACUUGGCCGGUGUGGCUUCACCCUUCCUCUUUGCAUCCUCGACUGCUCCGGCAUUCACGCCGGGCUACAGCACCUUCAUCGGAAUGCUAGGCUUCGGUAUGUGCAUGGUGGCGAGUCUGCAUUUGUGGUACAGAUUCACGAAUAAGCGAAGGGACCAGGGUAAAGAGGACCGGAGGCUCGAGGGCAAGACUCAAGAAGAGGUCGCGGAGAUGGGCGAGGAUAGUCCUAGGUUCCGCUACACAAUAUGAUGUUGGGGUACAGAUAGAUCUAACAGCGGUGUCAAUUCUUUACGUGCUGUCAAACAAAGCUGCAUUUCCGCCGGCUUUGGACUUGCCGCCUCGAAUGUUACUAAACCAUCAUUACUCCUUGUUAUCCGCAGCAAACUUCUUCAUAUCCGCCAAGUCGACCGUCCUCAGCGCGGCCUGAUUGGUAGCGUUCAAGAAGAUCUUGGGCACAAUCUUGUCUCCAUCCUUCUCGCGACCCCUCGCCUCAAAGGCCUCCAACCACCGCCCCGCACACAGACACCAUUUGCACCCGGCCUUCAUGCCGCCAAUGGAGCGCAGGUCAUUGCCCUGGCGUGCGGUAAAGUCGAGAAAUUCCUCCGUCACCUCUGCUGCCACGGAGUGGUUGCCAAAGUCCGAGGCGGGCACGUCACAGUAGCCGUUGCGCAUGUAGCCGGUCAUGGGCGACGUGGAGAAGAGAGCGAGAGGUUGUUUGAAGACUGGA
This is a messenger RNA of Neohortaea acidophila, 1287 nucleotides long. RefSeq names its product high-affinity nicotinic acid transporter. The transcript is spliced from 2 exons. Gene Ontology annotation, molecular function: transmembrane transporter activity. Gene Ontology annotation, cellular component: membrane. Bases 195 to 809 code for a protein of 204 amino acids. Gene Ontology annotation, biological process: transmembrane transport. The record is from RefSeq and is a predicted model, not a curated record. Lineage: Eukaryota; Fungi; Ascomycota; Dothideomycetes; Mycosphaerellales; Teratosphaeriaceae.